AUGAUAGAUCUACUCUCUUCUCUCAUUUUCACGCCCCUCAACACUACGGCAGUCGCAAAACCAGAUUCGACGCCUGUAGCGCUUACCUUUUGUGCUACGGUCGCGCAUAAACCGUGCUGGAGAGACGUUCGUCAUCCUUCUAAAGGUCGCAGUCCGUUACAACAUGAGUCAACAAAUGUGGUAGACCAUACUACCUCGAAAUACCCUGCUCAUGUACGUACGACGAUAUUAUCGUCAACAUCACCGGCCAUACAGGAUGAUUCCCUGGACACGUCCUCGCCCCCUGAUAUGUCGCCACCGCACACGCCUUGUUCACUCAAUGGACGUGGAUCGGGAGCAAAUGAGUGCGAGGACCCCGAGAAUAUGACCCUGAAUAUGCGACUCACCUCGUCGCUGGGGCGAUUUCGGAAGAUGAGCUUCAACAACGCCGAGAGAACGAGGAAUUAUACCGCGUGCGCUAUGCAGAUGGCAAAAGGUGGGGCCGGGAAGAUGACAGCCGAGAUGGAGCAAAAGAGAACUGCUGGUUGGGCUAGAGAUAGGAAGCUCGGUGGAAAAUCCAGGCUAGGCAAUGGCACACCAGGGCACAGGGGACACGAGAAAAUGCAAGAAUUCUUCCAGGACACGAUGAAAAGGACAAAUAUAGGGACCUUCGACGUAGAAGAAGAGGGCGCUGACUCAGAAGCGGAGAGGAGAACGAGGAAGAGGGCUCACAACAUGCCUCGCAGGACUGACUUCCAGGAGCAGACUAGCGAAGAAGAAUCGGACAACUAUUGA
Molecule: messenger RNA, 774 nt
Organism: Plenodomus lingam JN3
Lineage: Eukaryota; Fungi; Ascomycota; Dothideomycetes; Pleosporales; Leptosphaeriaceae
Source: RefSeq, a predicted model, not a curated record